GUUCGGAAGAAAAACAAUAGCGUAUUUGAGAAUGGGAUUCACAGAAAGUGAAAUGAAGAUGAAGAAAUCGGUGCUUCUAAAUAAAUUGACACCUCCGAAAGAGAAAACCAGGAUGGAAGUGAGUCUGGAAGAUGCACUGGAUUUAGCAGGCGCUGGUAAAUACCAAGUGUUCCACUGCGCCCUGAUGCUUACAACUCUGUCGUCGGCCGUCAUAGAGAUGAUCGGCAAUGCGUUCAUCCUGCCCGCGGCUGCCUGCGAUCUCGAGCUGCCGGACACGCUCAAAGGAAUUCUUAUUUCCAUGCCUAACAUAGGUGUGAUCCUAACCGCUCCAUUCUGGGGCCGCGCAGCCGAUAAUUUCGGCCGGAAGCCUGUGCUGCUUGGUUCGGCAGCGGCCUCGGGCGCCAUCGGCUUCGCCGCUGCCUUCAUGCCAAACCUGAUUACAUUCGCGCUCUGCAAAUUUGCUGCGUCACUGUUUCUUGCCUGUCCAUCAUCUCUAGGCUGGGCGUACGCCAGUGAGCUCGUGCCUUGUCGCCGCAGAGACCUCGCCCUGCUCGUCAUUAAUGGCUUCCUCACCACGUCCUCGACACUUAGUCCAUUGCUUGCCUGGGGCAUCCUUCCCCUGAACCUGCCUGCCGCAGUCAACAUCCGACCCUGGCGCCUUCUCACAGCCGCCUACGCGUUCCCCCUACUCCUCGUGGCUCUGUGGCUGACCCUGGCCAAGGAGAGCCCUAAGUUCCUGAUGACCAAAGGCCGGCAGGAACAGGCCUUGGCUGUGCUCAGCCACGUCUACUCCGUGAAUACUGGGGCGCCAUCUGAUAUGUAUCCGGUAACAUCCAUCAAAAAGUGCGGUCACAGAAAGGACUCGUCAUCAGAAGAAGGCUCCAGUUGUGAGCUGGCACCGACGCCAAAUAAUACGACAGUCUGGGCCUUGCUGCGGCCUCCUCAUCUCAAGUGGCUGGCUCUGUCUGGGUUCCUCAUGUUCGGCCUCUUCUCAUUGUUAAACGGGCUGUUCUUGUUCGCCCCAGACACCAUCAACAAAGUUAUGCAAGGUGCUGCCGAAGAAGAAGGUACCCUGUGCCUGCUGAUGAACCAGUCUGACAAUCAGACAUCAUCCUUGACCUGCGUGGACAGCAUAUCUGAAAACACCUUCAUCAUAAUGGCGGUGACCACCGCUGUCUACGGCGCUGCCGUGAUGGCGGUGAGCCUGCUGCCAAUAUCCAAGAAGAAUCUCUUGGUCGGCAUGUUUUUGUGCGUGGGAGUUACGUGUAUGUUGGCGGGACUGUUGAAGAAUAGGACGGCAGCAGGGGUGUUGAUGUCGGCUCUUCAGAUCACUGCCCUUGGCAUUGGUCCCCUGACGGCAUAUGCAGUGCAAUUGUUCCCGACUAGUUUGAGGGGCACAGCGGUAGGGGCAGUCCUGAUGUGCGGGCGGCUCGGCUCGGUGAUCGGCGCCAGCGCGGCCGGUGCGCUACUUGCAGCAGCAUGCGCAGCCACCUUCCACGGAUUCACUGCCUUACUCUUCCUGUGUGCAGCUCUAAGCCUCCUCCUACCAGGUGCGCAAAAAUCUCCCCCCAGUGCCGCCCAGUCUGAAGCCGAAGGUUGACCGUCGCGACAUCUAGAGUGGAUGUUAAAAAUACUUCACAG
Molecule: messenger RNA, 1641 nt
Organism: Cydia amplana
Lineage: Eukaryota; Metazoa; Arthropoda; Insecta; Lepidoptera; Tortricidae
Exons: 12
Coding region: 32-1600 (522 amino acids)
Biological process (GO): transmembrane transport
Cellular component (GO): membrane
Molecular function (GO): transmembrane transporter activity
Source: RefSeq, a predicted model, not a curated record